AUGACUAUGGAGGCUGAUCCAUUGGACACAUUUGUGACAAAAGUGAGUGCUGAGUCACUGGAUUACCAGACUCGUCACUCGCUUUUUUCUGAAUUAAGAGAUACCCUGGAAUCAUUUCACGGAUCCAGCGAGUACUCUAGGUUUUUAAGUAAGACUAUUGACAUUUUCUUUAAAGAACUUGAUACGGUUCCUAUUUCCUUUGUGUCCAAUUCACCUGAACAAAAGCUACGUUACCUGAUACUUGAGAUAUUACAUAGGCUUCCACUCAAUGAAACAUUGGAGCCAUACGCGGAAAGACUUCUUUUGAAACUAUCCAAGAUCAUCAGAGAGGACAAUGAGGAGAACGGAAUUCUCUGUCUGAAACUGAUAACAUCAUUGCACAAGGCAUAUAAAGCUAAGGUGGAAAAUCAUGUUCCAGACUUUGUUGACUUUUUGGAGGCCGUUUAUAAGGAAAUGCCCAAGGUUGUUGAGGAACAAUUUGGUUCUCUGAAGAAGGGAACAGACCAGGCGGCGAAGAAAAAUAAAACAAAAGAAGAAGCCAAUUCUAAAGUUGGUGCUGCUUCUGAAGAAACAACUGAGAAACUCACUGUAAAGAAGGAGGAAGAGCAGAUGGAAGCUAAAGCUGAUAAGGAAUCUGACAAUAAGGCUUCCGAAGAGAAGACCGAAGACAAGGAUAAUAAGGUGAAGAAGGAGGAAGAUGAAGUUUCUGGUGAUGAUGAAAAGCUGAAAGCAAAAACAGACACAGAUGCUAAAGCAGAUAACAGUACUGACGAAAAUGUAGAAGAAAAGCACUCAAAUGAGACAGAAAAGGAAGUGAAGAAGAAAACAGAAGAGGAUGCUACACAAGAUAAUGCCUUGGAGAGUAAAAAGGAAGAAGAUGGUGAUAUCACCAUGAAUGACACUGCAGAAGAGGAAAAAGAGGUAAAGAAUAAAGACGAAUCUGAAAAAGAGGAGGCUUCCGAAUCAACUUCAGCACCUAAAGGUCUGUCAACGGAUGUAAUCAUGACUUCAAGCACGGCAUCGUCAACAACACAUAACUCAGAAAAUCUUCCAAAUACCUUGUUUCCCGCUUUGAGAUCAUUCAAGAUGGCUGCGGAGUGUCCAAUCACACUCGUCUCUCUCUAUUCUUCGUACAAAAGCACCAUCGAGAGCAACAUUCCGGAAUUUGUUCCCUUGGUUAUUGGCAUGUUACGUUUACAGGCUGCAAAACAGAAGCAGGCUCACGAAGAUGCUGCUAAAAAGGGCAUAUAUUUAACACACGUUUCGUAUGACAUCAAGAACAGAUCCACAUACGGGGAUUUUGUGCUUGCACAGGUGAAAGCAGCAUCAUUUUUGGCGUAUGUUUUCAUUCGGAGAAGUGCAGUGGAGGCAAUGCAGCCUUUCCAGGAUGAAAUUCCUGAUUUAAUCAUUCGUCUUCUCCAGGACUGCCCAAGUGAAAUGUCCACUGCUAGAAGAGAAUUGUUGCAUGCCACUCGUCAUAUUCUCUCUACCGAUUACAGAAAGUUGUUUCUCCCUAAAAUCGACAUGCUAUUUGACGACAGAAUUCUUAUUGGAGAUGGCCUUACGGCACAUGAGACUUUGCGUCCACUCGCUUACUCCAUAGUAGCGGAUUUUAUUCAUGUUAAUGCGGACCUGAAUCCUAAACAGAUAUGGAAGAGUGUGGUAAAGUACUGCGGCUAUCUUCAGGAUACGACACUAGCUCCUACUGUGCACAUAAUGAGUGCCAAGCUUCUUCUUAACCUGCUAGGCAGGAUACUCAAGUUGGAGAGUAAAGGAGAUGCAAGGCAACUUUUCCUCAUUAUGGUGGACUCUUUUAGUAAACGAUUUGCUUCUCUGAACCGGAGUUAUGACAAUGUGAUGAAGGAGCAUAAGAAAUUUACAGAAAAGAAGGUUCUCAAGCUGACACAUAUCACAUCGAUGCAAAACGAAACGGCUGAAGUUACAAGCCACGAAACAAACUCUGCUAAGAGGAAGGCCGAUGAAGAAAGCGCCAAUGAGAAAGUCGUUACGAAAAAGGCCAAAACCGAUGCGGAUGAUAAUGAGAGUCAGAUUCAUGAGCAGGAGAGCAAAUUAAAAUCUGACGGUGGAACGUUAGAUGAACUUCCAAAAGAGGAGGCUAAAGAAGAUACAGAGACAUCAUUACCUAUUAUUGUUUCAACUCCACAUUCUCAGGACCCACUUGAUGGGGCAAGAUAUCUCUUCAGAACACUCAUGACGUUUUUGAAGUCUAUUUGUUACGGAUUCAAGAGUUGUAAUCCAGCCCCACCAAAAGGUUACGAGGCUCAGCAGUGGAAAGAGUGGGCCAGACUUACUUCGAAUGAGGAGCUUGAAAUUUUCAAGAGGCUAUUUAGAGAAUGCAUUCUUGGCCUGAGAUUUUUUCAGAGUUCGAAGAAAAUAGUGAUUACCAAGGCUAUGAAGCAGUCUUUCGACAUAACGGGACCAAAUCUUCCAAUAACUUCUUCCAAAGAGGAGAAAGAUCUGAUGGAGAUCCUUGCUACAAUAUUCAUAUAUCUAGAACCAUCGUCAUUCAAUGAAAUUGUGAAAUGCGAAAUGGAGAGAACGUUUGAAGCCACGCUAAAGAAUCCUGCGCUUUUGCAUAUUCCCCAGUUUUUCUUGGCGAAUGAAAUCACAACAUCAAACUACUCCGGAGUACUAAUAGCAUUCUCCAUUUCUAAGUUACAGGAACUUGGAGAAACGGAUAUUGUCAAAUCUAACAUACUUAUCAGACUGUUCAAGUUAUGUUUCAUGUCGGUGAAUCUGUUCCCAGCUGCAAAUGAGAGCGUUAUUCUUCCACAUCUUAACAACCUGAUUUUGAAAUGCCUGCACUUCUCAACUACUGCCAAAGAACCAAUCGUUUACUUCUACUUGAUACGCACACUAUUCCGCAGUAUUGGUGGUGGAAGGUUCGAGGCAUUGUACAAGGAGAUUCUUCCACUUUUACACGUGCUUCUUGAAUCCUUAAACAAACUUAUCGAUUGUGCUAGAAGAUCAUCAGAGAGAGAUAUAUACGUUGAACUUUGUCUGACGGUUCCAGUGAGACUUAGUGUUUUGGUCCCAUACCUUGGAUAUCUAAUGAGACCUUUAGUUUUUGCUUUGAACGGACCUCCUGAUCUUGUAUCUCAAGGUUUACGUACUCUGGAACUUUGUGUCGACAACCUCACUGCAGAAUACUUCGAUCCUAUAAUUGAGCCGGUUGUCGAAGAAGUGGCAAAGGCUUUAUGGAAACACUUGAAACCACUUCCUUAUUAUCAUCAGCACUCUCACACUACUCUGAGGAUAUUGGGUAAGCUCGGUGGACGAAACAGAGCCUUCAUGAAGAUUUUUGAUGAUUUGAAAGGUGAGACAGUCACCAACCAAGAAUUGGAAGUUAUGGUUCAAUUCAAUGGCUUGAAAGGUGAAUCAUCUAUGCCUAUUGCUGCCGCACUACCAACUGCUUUGAAAACUUUGAGAAGCGUGAGGUACAAACUGCAUUACAGAGAAAGCGCUUUUAAGUACCUUCUUUCGUUGCUUAAACUACUGAUUGGACCCUCUGAUACGGAAAUAAUUUCUAGCGGGGUGUAUGCCAAAUAUGUGCAGCAGAUUACAGAUUUUGUGAAUAGCGAUGCGAAAGAGCCUGUUGACCAAGCAAAGGUCCACUUGAAAGCAGACAAGCCGCAUGAUAUAGCGAAACAGGAGAAGCAGGAAAAGCUAUUGGUGAAGUUGAUCGAGGCUGUGUUCUAUGGAGCAUCUAUUGAAAGCUGUAAGGAGGAGGCAACAGCAUUUAUAGAGGGGUUGUGCCGGCAUACCGUUUUGCUUUACUUGGGAAGAUCGAUGGUGGAAUUCCACAAAUACAAUAGAGAGUUUUCUGUGGAAAACCACGAGGGUGACCGCCACUUGAACGAGAAUUCUAUGUUUGACGGUAUUUCGUACGCCUUGAGCUUUUAUAAUGAGGAUGUCAGGAAGCUUGGAGAAAGGGCCAUUCACAUUAUCUACGACACGUGUGCGGACCUAGCCGGUUCGAAAAGAGAUGCAAUCAAGUUUUUACCGAUUAGAAGAAUGUGCUCCAACUUCAUCCACAACUGUUAUGCUGAGAAGUAUUAUGAUAAGCUGGGCGGCUGCCUUGGAUUGGAAGUGAUGAUUUGUGGAUCCGCCAAUGCCAAAGAUAAGGAUGCAGAAGGACUGGGAAUUCCUCCUGCGUACUUUGCACUCAGGCAGCUUGAAAUUACCAGAGCGAUGUUUUUCGUUCUGCGUGACACUCCGGCGGAACUUCCUUCUGCUGUCUGCAGUGUUGCCAGACACGUUUUAUUGACUCUUUUCCGCCAAUGCAACGGAAAUGGGGCUGUUCCUAAAGAUGCAGUUUUCAAGCAACCAUUCCAGGCUGUGGUGAGUCAGAUCGUCUUUGAUUUAAGCAAUUCAAGUCCGGUUGUCCGGAAAACUGCACAACAGGCUCUUGGUGUUCUUUCAGAGGUUACAGGUGUUCCUAUUGCAAACAUGAUAUCUCCAAGCAAGGGAAUACUGCUGGCACCUAUAUUUGGAAAGCCCCUUAGGGCACUUCCUUUCCAUAUGCAGAUUGGAAACAUCGAUGCGAUCUCCUUCUGCUUGGGAUUAGAAGACACGUUCCUGGAAUUUAACGAUGAGUUGAACAGACUGCUAUCGGAAGCUCUGGCACUCGUUGAUGCUGAGGAUGAAUCACUUAUUAGUGCACACAGAGUGACUGAGUACCGAACUGCGGAGCAAUUAGUUACACUGAGAGUUGUUUGUAUCAAGCUUCUAUCUCUUGCAUUGGCCAGGCCAGAGUUCCUAACGGGCAACCCACAGGCUCGGAUUCACAUUCUUUCUGUUUUCUUCAAGGCACUCUGCUCCAAGUCGACGAAAGUUAUCGAUGCUGCUCACGCUGGUCUGAAGAGUGUUCUCUCACGCAAUUCGAAGCUGCCUAAGGAGCUUUUGCAAAGUGGACUACGCCCAAUGCUAAUGAAUCUCUCCGAUCAUAAGAAGCUUACUGUUGAAGGACUAGAGGCACUUGCACGUCUGUUGGAGCUUCUUAACACAUACUUCAAGGUUGAAAUUGGACGGAAACUAUUAGAUCAUCUGGUUGCUUGGGCUCAGCCACAGACUCUACGCCGUAUAGCAGCCACCUCGGAUCCAGAUGGCCACGAAAUUAUCAAAAUUAUUGUUGCCAUUUUGAAGAUAUUCCACCUUUUGCCUCCGCAGGCUUUCCAAUUCAUGAACGAGAUACUGAACACACUCAUCUACUUGGAAAGCACAUUGAGACGGUAUGGCGACUCCCCAUUCAGAGCACCACUUACUCUAUAUGUGGAAAGAUUCGCUAAGCAGGCAGUUGACUUCUUCCAGACAAGACUGGCUUCCCGGGCCUUUGGCUCAAGAUAUGCCUACUUUGUCUCUCUAAAGGAGUGUUCAAACUUGCGGAAGUUGACAGAGGAGAGGCUUGCAUUAUUUGUGAAGCUUGUCAAAGAUGAGAAAAACGGCGAGUUGAAAUGUGCUCGGUUUGCCAACCUCGUUGAUUUGGUGGAGGGAAUACAAAAAGGAGAACAAAAUUCAACUGCUGAGGUUGAGGCUUCUGCAUCUACCAAGAAUUCAGGAAUGCCUAACGUUUCUAGCGAGAAUAUUGCUGCUAAUACUGGUGCCAAAUCUAUCAUGAGCAACCCUUCACUGUUCAAUUCUUUGCUCAUGCUUCUUUCGGAGUGCAGGGUGUAUGUCAAAAUGGCUGCUCUGUCCUCACAGGUUCAUAUUCAAAUUGAUCAGGCGGGACUAAAACUACAAGAUGUGUACAUAAACUUCCUCAAGUCUGUUCAUGCGGGUGAGGAGAAUCCUGAAUUUAUUGCGCGCUUUGUGAAUUAUCUUUCGAGGAGUAAGGCUCCGAUGAACUUCAGCUUGGAGCAGUUCCUAAUUAGCGAGUCAAAUGGAACAAACAUCAAGGAUAAAGAGGCAUUAACCAAACUCCUAUGCUUUGUGGUCACCAGCCUUUUAAGCGAUAAGUAUACCUUGGAGACCAGGCUAUAUCUCGUGAAACGCAUGUUAAUUCCAGCUAUGAGUGUGUCGAACGCCAGACUUGACGCCGAAAAAAUAAUUUCCUGUCUCUACGAGAAUAUCUGGAAGAAUGGCGUAUUGAUCGCCUCGGCACAUGAAACUUGCAUUGUCGAUCAGUACAGGGUUGAACUUUUGCAAUUGACAACUGUGCUUUUGGUUCACUUUACUUCAGUCGUGGGGUCUCAAAAGAAGGCAAUAAUCAAAUUCUUUUGGAGCUUUAUGGGUUUAGAGGAUGCGAUUGCCAAGCAAGCCACUUACACAGCAACUAGUUACUUCAUAUCGAUAUUUGAUACACCUGCAAAAGUUGUGACACAGGUGUUUGUUGCUCUUUUGAAGGCAAAUCAGGCCGACGUGAGGUAUAUGGUGAAGCAGGCCUUGGAUAAUCUUGCACCUGUUUUAAGCAAGAGAAUCGGAUCAACUACAGGCUGGAUGAAGUGGCCAAGAAGAGUUCUUUCGGAGGAUGGCUUCAACGUUACUCAGGUACUCAACGUUCACCGAUUUAUCGUUAACCACGGAGAUCUCUUCUACAAAUCACGUGAUCAGUUCGUUCCCAACAUCAUUACGGCAAUGGGUAAGUUGACAGUACUGAAUAACAGCUCUGCGGAGAACCAGGAGCUGGCAAUAGACAUGGCGGAAAUGAUAUUACACUGGGAGGAAAAGAGCAAGCAGGAAGGACCAGAUGCUACCUCCUACCGGGUUCCGCUAUUUCAGAGAGAGACGUGUAUCACAUUCCUCAUCAGGUACGUGUGCAUAUGUCAGCAGAAGGCAUCAGAAAACAUCCUGGGCCAACGUGCGUUGAAUGUGCUUCAUGUUCUUUUAUCUCCGGACUAUUGGCCGGAGGUUACAGUGAAGCUGACGUUCUUUGAACGGUUCCUUAUCACUGCAGACUUUAGUGCAAGCAACGUGUUGGGAUACUGCCUCAAUGCAUUAGAGGUGCUGUACGUGGCAUUGGAGUGGAAGACGUCCUCGUGGAUCAUGUCCAAUUUGGCGUAUCUCCAGAAACUACUGGAGAAAUGCAUCAAGUCAGACAACCACGAUGUUCAGGAGUCGCUCCAGAAGGUGGUUGCACUUAUUUUCAAGGCAAUACGCGAGGAAGAGUUGGGCGUGAAGGAGGGUGAAGACGUUUCAGUAGAGAAGAAUGCAACGGACACCAGUGCAAACAUGCUUUCGGAGAAACUGGACGAGACGCCAAGAGAGGAAGAAUCGUCAGACAUGUCUUCACCUUUGAAAGAUGAGAAUGAGGAGGAUCCGGCAGCUGCUGAAGCCCGAAUCGGCACGGUUCCGGACGCGAAGGCGUUUGUAGGAUUCGUGAUAAAGGCGAUUGCAGAUGAUUUGAACAGCAUUAACUCGUUUGCAGCGGGUAUAACGUUGGCCUGGACGGCAUCUAGAUACGAUCCGGCUGCAUUGGACCCUCUAAUGGCACCAUUAAUGCGUGCUUUGAGCAAGUUAGUGAAGGACCAUCUUACGCUGGGCACAGGCUCUGGCCUGGUCGCAGUUCAGGCAGCUGCAAGCAAUGCAAAGAGUGAGGCAGCCGGGAACAAAAACGGUGCGGCAACUGCACCGGCAACAUCGCCAACGAAGAAUGAUGCUGGAUCGGGAAACACGCAACAGGCAGGCAGUAAGUCGGUAAAUAUAAACGAUCGAAAAGCAUCAGGGUCCCCAACAGGAGGAGCAGCCGGACUAGUGGUGACCAGGAGUAGAGCAUCGUCGUACGAGGCGAAGAUGACGACAUCGUUGGUUCAGAAGGCGGUGAAGCUGGCUGCGAUGAGAGUGAGCACGUUGGGAGACCAGAGGAGGAUCUUCUUGUCGCUUUUGGUGCAGCUCAUCGAGAGAUCGCAGGCGGCAGAGGUGUUGAGGCUGAUCAUGAGCAUUGUGCGUGACUGGGUGUUUGCGGACCGGGAAGAAGGCGGUGCGGGAGAAGAAGACAAGCAUGAAACGAGGAUGACGAGCAGCGAGAAGGCUAAGAUUGAUGGUGCACACAGUGCUCACAAUAGUGCUCACAACAGAGAUGAGACAGCACACAUGGACUCGAAGCUGAGUGGGUACCCGACGGUGAAGGAGAAGGCGGGCCUCUUGAUCAAGAUGAUGGCUUUUGAGCAAAAGGGGGACAACGAGCUAGUUGCGAGGUACUACAGCAUGAUCGCAGAGAUCUUCGAGGACCCCAGACUGGCGUACGGGGAGCUCACGUACAGAUUGGAGAGGCCGUUUCUAUGUGGGACGAAGACGUCGUCGGUUGCAGCGAGGAGGAGGCUCAUGAGGAUUUUGGACAAGUCGUUGGACACGGAUGCGAUUUCGCGGUUGCUGUACGUGGUCCGGGACCAGGACUGGGAGUGUCUUGCGGACUAUCCGUGGUUGAACCAGGGCUGCCAGAUAUUGCUUGGGGCGAUCGAUAAGGAGCGGCCGUUGGUGUUGAGUGGGCAGGAGAACAGGCAGGCUGCGUUGAGCGGGAUCCGGGAGGGGUGGCCCGUUGAGAAAAUGCAGCAGACGGUUGUCUCUGAGGUGGUGAGGCGGACCGUUGAGCUGGAGAGGCAGUUUGCAGAGGGCCAGUUGAGGCUAAGCACGGGCGAGGUGGUGCGUUGUGCGGAGGACUUGAUGUACCAGAGCCCCGAGACCAUACAGAGAGCGUGGUGCACGUGCUUCCGGAUGAUCUGCCACGGGAUGAGCAGCCGGCAGAGGGGGGAGCUCACGCGAUCGCUGGUGGCUUUGCUCUCGCGGGAGUACCACUCGCGGCAGAGAGACGCCCGGCCGAACGUGGUGGCGACGAUUCUGGCCGGCUGUGGGGGCUGCGACCCGCCGCUGCAGCUCCCGGCCCACUUCGUGAAGUACCUGGCACAGAACUACUGUGCGUGGUACAGCGGGAUCAGGCUGUUGGAGCAGGCGGCCGACCACCCAACGACGGACAAUCCAACGAUCAGUGCAUCCAACAGCGACGCACUCUUGGAGCUGUACGCGUCGUUGCGUGAGGACGACGUGUUCUACGGGCUGUGGAGGAGAAGAGCCAAGUACCGGGAGACGAACGCUGCCCUCUCGUACGAGCAGCUGGGUGACUGGCCCAAGGCCCAGAAGCUGUACGAGUUGGCCCAGGUGAGGGCCCGGAGUGGGGCUCUCCCGUUCUCGCAGUCCGAGUACUCGCUCUGGGAGGACGGCUGGGUGCUGUGUGCCCAGAAGUUGCAGCAGUGGGACGUGCUCACAGAGCUCGCGAAGCACGAGGGGUUCACGGACCUGCUGUUGGAGUGUGGGUGGCGUGUUGCCGACUGGAUGGCGGACCGCGAGCCGCUGGCUGCGAGCGUGCGGGCGGUCAUGGACAUUCCUACGCCACGGCGGGCGAUGUUCCGGGCGUUUUUGUGCCUCCAGGGUUACGCGGAGGGCCGUGAAAGCGUGCAGGAGGUCACUCGGAGCUGUGAUGAGGGCAUCCAGGAGGCGUUGGCCCGGUGGCACUCGCUCCCGGCCCGCGUCACCGGCGGACACGUGGCCCUGCUACACCAGUUUCAGCAAUACGUGGAGUUCGUCGAGGCCAGCCAGGUGUACCGCAGUCUCGCGGCGACCACCACGGACAACUUGGAUGUGAAGUCGCAGGAGCUCAAGCGGGUGCUCCAGGCCUGGAGAGAGAGGCUCCCGAACACAUGGGACGACAUUUCCGUGUGGGACGACGUGGCCACGUGGAGGCAGCACGCGUUCAGCGUCAUCAACAAGGUGUACAUGCCGUUGGUGCAGUCCACGAGCCCGCCCGUGCACUCGUACGCGUUCCGGGGCUACCACGAGAUCGCCUGGAUCGUCAACCGGUUCGCCCACGUCUCGCGAAAGCACCACAUGCCCGAGGUGUGCCUCAGGCAGCUCACCAAGAUCUACACUCUCCCCAACAUCGAGAUCCAGGAGGCCUUCUUGAAGCUCCGCGAGCAGGCCAAGUGCCACUACGAGAACCCCAGGGAGCUCCGGACCGGCUUGGACGUCAUCUCCAACACCAAUCUGGUGUACUUUGCCGCCCAGCAGAAGGCCGAGUUCAUCACCCUGAAGGGCAUGUUCCUGGCCAAGCUUGCCGCGCCCGAUGACGCCAACCAGGCCUUUGCCACUGCCGUCCAGCUCGACUUGAACUUGCCCAAGGCCUGGGCCCAGUGGGGGUUCUUCAAUGACCAGAGGCAGCAGGCCACACACAACAUCGCCUACGCCAGGCAUGCCAUCUCCUGCUACUUGCAGGCCGCCGGACUGUACAAGAACAAUAAGGCCAGGAGGUUGCUCUGCCGCAUUCUCGUCCUCCUUGCCAUGGAUGACGCCCAGGGCACCUUGGUUUCCACCUUCGAGUCCCACCAGGGCGACAUGCCAAUCUGGCACCUCUCUCACCGCGAGGCCAGGGCUGCCAGACACGUUCUUGUCCGCAUAGCCAAGUCAUAUCCACAGGCUUUGCACUUCCAGCUCCGCACCACCAAGGAGGACUAUGCCUUGCUGGGACAGAUGAGGGGUGCUGCCUCCGAUUCAGAUGGUGCAAAGGCUGAUGGUUCCAAGGACAAAGGUUCCGAGAAAGCAGACACAGAGAAGAAGGCGGCAGAAGCAAAAACAGAAGCAAAAACAUCAACAAAAUCACCAUCUGCACCACCUGCCGCUGCACCUGCUGCUGCAACUAAAGCACCUCCUACAGCUGCACCUACACCUGCUGCUACCAAAGCCUCGCCUUGGGCCAUGAUUGAUGAAAUUAUGGCCAUUCUCAAGACCGCGUAUCCGUUGCUUGCCCUCUCUCUGGAAUCACUGGUCGACCAGAUCUCUCAACGCUUCAAAUCGACCCACGACGGCGACGCUUACAGGCUCGUGGUCGCGCUUUACAACGAUGCCGUCCAGUACUACAACCGUCUUCCGAACCCAUCCCAGGAUGCAAGGCUCCCGGCUGCAACCGAGGCCAACAUCCUUCGCUUUGCCGACACAGUGCUACCAAAGCACAUCAGAAAGGCCUUCGAGGAGGAUAUCAUCUUGAGCAAGCCAAACCUCGAGACCUACAUCUCGAAGCUCAACCGCUGGAAAAAGGCAUUGGAGGAGAAGCUGGAUCGUACCUGUGGUCCCGUCAAUCUGGAGCGUGUCUGUCCGCAUCUAAGUCAGUUCCACCACCAGAAAUUCGAGGAGAUCGAGGUCCCUGGCCAGUACUUGCUCAACAGGGAUAACAACGCACACUUCGUGAAGAUCGAGCGGUUCAUGCCCGUUUUGGACCUGAUUAGAGGCCCAACUGCGUGCUACAAGAGGCUCACAAUAAGAGGACAGGAUGGAAGUCUGCAUCCGUUCGCUGUUCAGUUCCCAGCUGCACGCCAUUGCAGACGUGAAGAGAGGAUUUUCCAGAUGUUCAGACUUCUCAAUGACGAGUUGUCGCGGACUGUCGAGACCCGCCGUAGAAGUAUUGACUUCACUCUCCCCUUGGCAGUGCCUCUAUCGCCUCACAUAAGGCUCAUUUCGGAUGAUCCUUCCUACGUUGACAUGUCCUACAUAUACGAGGACUACUGCCGGAGAAAGGGACAGAGUACCGAGGAGCCCUUGGCCUACACCAUGGAGAAGAUGCAUGCCUCCUACGAUCCAAAACUCCCUCGCCCUGAUAUACUCAGCGUGAAAACAGAGAUAUUGGCCGCAAUACAGGCUCUGCUUGUUCCAAACUCAGUCAUGAAGACGUACUUCUUGAGGCACUACCCUAAGUUUGAGGACUUUUGGAUCUUCCGCAAGCAGUUCUCCUCUCAGUACGCCGCAUUCAUCUUUGUCACCUACAUGCUCUGCAUCAAUUCGCGUCAGCCUUACAAGAUCCACAUCAACCAGAAUUCUGGACGCGUGUGGACCUCAGAGAUGCUUCCUUACAAGGUUGCCUGCGGAAGAACCCACACAAACGUGUUCUCCGGAAGUAAGACUCUUGAUUUGGCUCAGCAAAGAGCCGCUCCUAUCUUCUGUUCUCUCGAGUUGGUUCCUUUCAGGCUCACUCCAAAUGUUCAGAAGCUUAUUGGUGAGGUCAGAAUGGAGGGAAUCCUGUCAAUGCACCUUAUGGUCAUUGCCAAGUGCCUCUCGAACCCCGCCUAUAACAUUAGCCACUUUUUGGACUUGUUCAUUCGUGAUGAGGCCAUUGCCUGGUAUACUCAAAGACGGAAAAGGUCCUCUUUACCUGACGAGCAACUACAAGAGAUUGUCCGCGUUAAUGUUGACUAUAUCAUACGUCGUAUUUCUCAGAUGGCUCGUGUAGAUGGCACCGGUCAUGGUAUCGCCUCUCAGUACAUCCUCAACUUGAUUGGCCAUGCGGUCAAUCCAAGAAAUCUUGCCAGUACCGACACUCUUUGGAUGGCAUACUUCUAG
Brettanomyces bruxellensis is the source of this 12336-nucleotide messenger RNA. RefSeq lists its product as uncharacterized. Bases 1 to 12336 code for a protein of 4111 amino acids. Gene Ontology annotation, cellular component: nucleus; NuA4 histone acetyltransferase complex; SAGA complex. The transcript is spliced from 2 exons. Gene Ontology annotation, biological process: DNA repair; regulation of DNA-templated transcription. Gene Ontology annotation, molecular function: protein binding; transcription coregulator activity. NCBI's taxonomy places the organism in Eukaryota, Fungi, Ascomycota, Pichiomycetes, Pichiales, Pichiaceae. The record is from RefSeq and is a predicted model, not a curated record.